Molecule: messenger RNA, 4936 nt
Organism: Sitophilus oryzae (rice weevil)
Lineage: Eukaryota; Metazoa; Arthropoda; Insecta; Coleoptera; Curculionidae
Product: ATP-dependent RNA helicase DHX30-like
Exons: 12
Coding region: 238-4725 (1495 amino acids)
Cellular component (GO): intracellular anatomical structure; cytoplasm; nucleus
Molecular function (GO): DNA helicase activity; G-quadruplex RNA binding; ATP binding
Source: RefSeq, a predicted model, not a curated record
AUGCAUUCUUAAAUUCUAGCUUAGUUUAUUUUAUAAAAAUAUACUUUUGUAUAUCGCGCUCUUUAAAUUGUCUAAUUUCCGGAAGUUUUCUGUCAUAUUCAAUUCCUCAUUCUGUCCUUUUCAAAUAAUUUUUGAUCGUUUAUUUGAGUUUAUUCUAGCAUUUUUAUCCUUUGAUUUCCCAUAUUAUCUUCUGGUGUUGUAAAAAGCGUAUACAUUAUUUUUAUUUUUAAUUAUGGAAUGUGUAUGCUCCUACAUAUGCUUAUUGAUGGUAUGCUGAUGCGCGAAGUCAUUAGAUGUCAACCAAAAUUACUCUUACAAACAUACCAGCAAAGUUUAACAGAUAGUUUACCAGUUAUUAUGAAAAGGAAAGGCAAUUCUCUAAAUCUAGUCGAUGUAUUAAAUAGAGUGAAUAAUACUAAUACAGAAUCAAAAUGUUUGACUGUCGAAGAACUGAUAAAGGAAUAUGGGAAUUCUGGAAACAUUACGCAAGAAAUAAAGAGAGUACUAAAGCACGAAUUCAAAUUAGACAUUGAAAUAGAAAAAACCUUUACAUAUUCCAAGCAUAUAUGGUUAUGUAAAUUAAAUCUGGGUAGUUUUACUAAAGAAAUUUUUGAAGGUGUAGGUGUUACAAAACAAACGGCAGAGCUUAAUAGUCGACUGGCUGCUUUAUUAUGGUUAAAACAAUUAUGUCCUGUACGCAAAGUUCAACCUAACAUUUUAGUUCAAAUACAUGAAAAUAAUAGAAUUGUGGAACUUUUUAAUGGAUCUAAUGGUAAAUCAAUACUACCAAACGAUAAUCAAAAACUAUCUGGAAGAAAAGUUGAAUCCACAGGAAUAAGUAAAAUGUUAGAAGAUAUUGUUAUUCAGAAUAAUCUGAACUCAGUAUCUGAUGUAAAUGGUCAGAAUUAUUGUACAAAUAAAUUAAUUAAGGAACCUUUUAAAUUAGAGACAGUACAAACUAAAGAGAAAAAAAAGAAAUCUAAAAGGAAGAAUAGUACUAGUGGAAAGAAAAAGAUUUCAAGUGAUCUAGCUGCAAGUAGUCAAAGUUGUAAAUCUCUUGUAAAACCAACCACUUCUGUAUCAAAUAUACAGAAAAGACUGCACAGUAUUAAAGUUAGUGGAAGUAGCAAAGAGUGUUAUAAUGAAAAUAGUUCAUUACUUUUAGAACCAAAAAUUUUAGAGGAUAUAAUUGACUCUUCAAAUGUAGAUCAACUUACACCUAAACCGUCAGAUUGUAAACAUAUUAUUUUAAGAAAUGUUACAAAAACAUCAGAUAUUAAUUUCAGAGAUAUUUACAAAAAAUAUCCAUACCCAAAAGAUACCUUACAUAAAUUUUAUGAUAUAUUGGUAAGUGAUUUACGGAAUAAAUCGUUACAAUUGUCAAGUUCAUGCAAAAUAACUGGUAGUAGUAAUGAAGUAGAAUGGGUUUUUACUUAUAACUUAAAGUGGCCAGAGAAUGUAAAGGUGACUGUUCAUCAUCCUAGGAAAAAACAAGCAAGUUUAUAUGCUGCACUCAGGUCCCUAGCUUUCAUCAAUGAAUCUGGUUUAGACAUCAGUCGUAAAGGGAGACCAUUAAUCAACAGAAAUGAUGUUGCAAGUUAUUUUGCUAAACCAGAUAUUUCAGCAUCAAUACUGAAUAUAGGGAGUUGUAAUAAAAGUAUAUCUUCUGAGCAGACUUCUGUUUUAAAUACACAAAAAAGGAUGUACAGUGUCAAAACAAGGGAAGAUAGUAAAGAGAGUAGCAAUGAAAAAGAAUCAGUACUUAUAGAACCAAAAAAAGUAGAAGUUAAUAUCAAAGCUUCAAAUAAUGAACAACAAAUUGAUAGUAACAAUAAUGAUAGGAAUGGUACUCCGAAUAUUAAUUUACAUUCCUUACCAAAGUCUUCAGAAUGCAGACAUAUAACAGUGAAAAAUAUUACUCCUGAAUUAUCCACUCUCAAAGAAAUUUAUAAAAAAUACCCACUCCCAAAACAAACCUUAUGUAAUUUUUUCCAAUCUUUGUCGACUGAGUUAAAAAAUCCAUCUCUAAUAUUAUCCACAUCUUACAGAAGAAUUGGUAGUGGCAAGAAUGAGGAUUGUAUUUUUACUUAUAACUUAAAAUGGCCAGAGAAUGUGAAAGUUAGUGUUCAGCACGCUAGCAAAAAACAGGCCAGUUUAUAUUCUGCUCUGAAGUCUUUAGCUUACCUCCUUGAAACUGGUAAAAUCACACCUGAUGGGAAGCCUUUAAUCUACACUAAUGAUGAGAUAAAAAAGUUGGUACAAAAAAAGGAUAAAACGCUCAAUAUAAAAAUUGAAAGUCUCCAAAAAAUGCAAGAGAUUAAUCAGGUCUUCCAAACUUAUAUUAGACCCCUUAUUGCAAAUGUUGAUUACAAUUAUGAUGGAAAAAUUUCCGAUUUAGCAGAUGACUCUGAUGAUUUAGAUGUUCAUUUGAGGAGAAAUCCAAAAUAUAUUUCAGGAGAAGCAUAUAUGGCGAAAGAAAAAAAUCAUUUACCAGUCUCAGAUUUUAAGGAACAGUUUAUGGAUUUAAUUAAAUCUAAUAACUGUGUAAUAGUUAAAGGACAGCCUGGUUGUGGUAAAUCUACAAGAAUACCUCAGUAUGUUUUAGAAUCCUGGGCCAAGGAUUCAGACGAUAAUGAUUUGUGUCGAAUAGCAGUAACUCAGCCAAGAAGAAUAGCUGCAAUUUCACUGUCGGAGAGGGUUUCAGAUGAAAGGGACGAAAUGGUAGGCGAUAUUGUGGGUUACCAAGUACGUCUAAAAUCACAGUUUAUACCGAAAACUGGAAGAAUAUUAUAUUGCACUACCGGCAUUUUGCUCAGACGUCUUCAAAGUGAUCCUAAUUUAUCCACAUUUUCUCAUGUUAUUUUGGAUGAAGCUCACGAAAGAGAUUUGAACACAGACUUACUAAUGAAUUUAUUAAAAAGGGCAUUACAGGAAAAUGACAAAUUAAAAGUGAUAGUGAUGAGCGCAACUAUAGAUGCUGAAACAUUUUCGCAGUAUUUUAAUGGGGCACCGAUCUUUGAAGUGCCUGGAUUUGCUUAUCCUGUCCAACAAAAUUAUCUGGAUAGCAGUAAAUUCAAUAAUAGUAAAACAUUGAAUAUGUGCAAAGGUGAAAUUCCAAAUGUGGUCCAUGACGAAAUAGCUAAGGUGAUAACAUUUAUUCAUGAAAAUAAACCGGAAGGUGCUAUACUGGUAUUUUUACCUGGCUGGGAGGAUUUAUCUAAAGUAGAAAAAAUGCUAAGUUCUCUGAGAAAUGCAACGGUGCAUAUAUUACAUUCGAAAUUAAAAGAUUCAGAGCAGUAUAAAAUCUUUUCGAAACCUCCGCGUGGAAUAAGAAAAAUAAUAUUGUCUACGAACAUUGCGGAGACUUCUAUAACCAUAGAUGACGUGGUGUAUGUAGUCGAUUCCGGAAUACAUAAAGAUCAAGUAUUUGAUAAUGAAAAAGGGAUAAGUGUGAUAGAUAAAGAAUGGAUAUCCAAAGCCAGUGUGCGACAAAGAUCAGGCAGAGCUGGAAGAUGUGCGCCGGGAGAAUCCUAUCAUAUGUAUACCGAAGAAAAAUUUCAAACCUUUCAAGAUUACAGUACACCAAAAAUAUUAAAUAGUUCAUUGACAAAAGUUAUACUUGAUUCUAAAACGAUUUCUGAUAUGUCCGCAUGCGAUUUUAUGAAUAGUCUGAUAACCCCACCCGAAAAACAGGCUGUUGAAAGAGCAGUUGAAGAGUUAAAACAAUUAGAAUUAUUGGACGAUAAUGAAAAAUUGACUCCACUUGGUAGAACACUAGCUAAUUUCCAACUUGAACCAAAUUUGGCUAAGACCAUGGUGAAUAGUGUUAUUUUUAAGUGUACAACGCCUAUAGUUGAUAUCGUUACCUUAUUUUCAUCAGAAACGGAAAUGUUUGGAUCACUGACUUUAAUGGAUAAAGAGUCAAUUAAAAGAGAGAAGGAAAGCUAUUCUAAAAGUUCAGAUCACUUAGCAUUGAUGAAAAUAUAUGAAAAAUGGCUAGAGUUUUUUGAAGAGGAUGGUCUACGUGCUGCAAAAACAUUUUGCCAAAGAAUGAAUUUGGUACACCAUAAAAUGGAAUUCAUAAACAAGUUGAAAGACAUACAUUAUGGAUAUUUACGUAACGGAUUAUAUAAUUCAGUUCCUUUAUCAGAUGAAUUCUCAGAUAAUGACGAAUUAAUUAAAGCUGUUCUUUAUUCAGGAACAGGGAAUGUUUUAAUCCACAGGAAUUGGGAUAUUCUAAAAAAUCGUUUGAAAAGUAACGUUAACGUCUUACUUACUAGACAUAAUCAUAAGGCGACUAUAACUUCAGAUAGUGUAAACCAUAGAAGACGUGAUUUUCCCUCAGAUUUUUUGGUAUACAUUAACGAAACUAGGUCUAACAUUAGAAGAGUUUCGACAGUUAGGGAAUGCAGUUUAAUUCCACCAAUUUCAGUUUUGUUAUUUAAUAACAACAAAUUAGAGAUAACUCCCGUUCAGACCAGUGCUGAUCAGGAAGUACCGGAGAAUUUAGUAUAUGUCAGUAUUAAGAAUACAAAUCUUAAAUUUCUGCUGGACAAAGAGAAAGCAGACAUAUUAUGUGAUUGUAAAAGUGCAAUUGAUUCUUCUUACAAAUAUUUGAUACAUCAGUUAACAUAUUCAGGAGAUGAUAUACCUGAAUUUCGUGCGUACUGGGACAUUAUUUUAGAAAACAUUGAUAGAAUUUUGUCGAACGACUUGAUUAAGUAGAAUUAUGUUUAAAAAAUUGUUUUUCUAGAAGUUUUUUUUAUAAUUUGUUAAAGUGUUUCAUACUUGUUAUGUUUUUUCCUCCAUGUAUUAUGUAUUACUACUUGUACUGAGACUAUAUUUUGAAAAUUAAAAUUUUUCAAAUAACUUACAAAAUUAAUUGUUUAAAAACCUGUUUUUCCAGGUAUUUUUUAUAAUUCACUAGUGUUCAACU